Messenger RNA from Anopheles coluzzii, 1536 nucleotides. RefSeq lists its product as uncharacterized. Gene Ontology annotation, molecular function: L-galactose dehydrogenase activity. The transcript is spliced from 3 exons. Gene Ontology annotation, cellular component: cytosol. The record is from RefSeq and is a predicted model, not a curated record. The coding region runs from base 370 to 1404 and encodes 344 amino acids. Lineage: Eukaryota; Metazoa; Arthropoda; Insecta; Diptera; Culicidae.
ACCGAACGACAGAAACAAAAUAAGAAAGAAACAUGCAAACACACACCCAAGUGUGUCGGUAAAUCAAUCAUAAAACAUAUUCAUAAAAUAGAUAUUAUCACAAUGAGACAACUGAAAGAGAUGAAAGCUUGGCAAUGUGAGUCGAAAGGAGAAAGAGCCAUCAGUAUCGAAUGUUUGACCAUCAACCGCUUUUGGUCCAUCUUUAAAUAAUACCAAUUAAUGCUCUUAUCGUUGGAAUGUUAACAGAGCAGAACAGCUUCUUCCUUAUCUGACGAGAGUCAAAUACUUUCUAUUAGUGUGCGUGUUUCGUCUCGUGAGAAGUAACCAAACGUUUGCUACCUCAACUACCUCGUCGAAAUUGAAGUGAAAAUGGACACUUUUGUGGAAAACUUUCACCUCAAGGAGUGCGUGGAACGGAUGGAGUAUUUACCCCUCGGGCGGACGGGCCUGAAGGUGUCCAAGGUAUCGUUCGGCACCGGGACAUUCAGUCAACUUUACGGCGAUCUCGACGAAGCGAAAGCACUGGAAGCGGUCAAGCAUGCGGUCCAGCGGGGCAUCAACUACAUCGACACCGCCCCCUACUACGGCCAGGGACGGUCGGAGGAGGUACUGGGACGGGCGCUACGCGCCAUCCCUCGCGAAGCUUACUACGUGGCCACAAAAGUGAGCCGUUACGAGCGCGAGUACGACGGAAUGUUCGACUACAGUGCGCAAAAGACACGCCAGAGUGUCGAGCGAAGCUUGCAACUGCUCGGACUCGACUACCUCGAUGUGGUGCAGAUCCACGACGUCGAGUUUGCGCCCAACCUGGACAUUGUGCUGAACGAAACGCUGCCGACGCUGGAAGCGCUGCGGGCGGAAGGAAAGCUACGCUUCAUUGGCGUUUCGGCCUACCCGCUCGGUGUGUUGCGGGAAAUCAUAACGAAAGCGCCGGGCCGCUUCGAUACGGUACUGUGCUACUGUCGCAACACGCUGUUCGAUGAUUCGCUGGAGGAGUACAUUCCCUUCUUUCGGGAGCAUAAGAUGGGCCUAAUCUGCGCUUCCGGCCACGGGAUGGGGCUGCUAACGAACGGUGGCCCACAGCCGUGGCAUCCGGCCGAUCGGCAGCUGAGGGAGGUGUGUGCGGAAGCGGCAGCGUACUGCAAACGGGAGGGCGUGGAGCUGGGCAAGCUGGCGAUGCACCAUGCGCUACAAAUGCCCGGUCCGGCAACGUUUCUGGCCGGCAUGCAGACGCCCGAGCUGGUGCAGCUCAAUCUGGACGCUUACUUCGAAGGGCUGUCAGAGAAGGAGGCGGACGUUUUGAGCUAUUUGAAGGAGCGAAUUUUCCCAAAGGUGGAGAACAAACACUGGGAAGGCGUUGAGCUGCAGCAAUACCGAGCCGCCAUGAAGCAAGCGCAACUGUAGCCGAACAUAUGAACUCCCCUCCCCCCAUCCAAGUCGGCUACGACGGCUGGAGUGAUGAUUAUCAGCAACGGGCUUUUUUUUCUAUUUCCUUUCAAAUAAACGUCAAAUCGUGCACACCGCAUGGAAAAGGGA